ACGUCAAUCCAAUCCAGGACACAAAGUUGCGGUGAGCAAUUGCAAGGCGAUGAGCUUGAGGUACAUGAGCCGUGUGGGCGCGCGGGUGGUGCGGGAGAGCACGGGCAGGUCGGUCAAGGCGCAGGCGCAGGCGGCGUCCAUGGCGAGGAGCGGCGGCAGCAGGGCGCCGGCCGCCGGGUCGGUGGAGUCGGGGAGAGCGAGCGCCGUGGCGGCGGCGGCGGCGGCCAGGAGGAAGGCGGAGGAGGAGAAGCGGCGGCGCGCCGAGCAGGCGCUGCGCACCGUCAUGUUCCUCUCCGUCUGGGGCCCCAACACCUAGGCCUAGUAGGAAUCAAGGAGUGUUAGCAUCAUCAUGUGUAGCGUUCUGUGCACGUUUGUUUGUUUGUUUGUUUGUUUGUUUGAGGUUCAGAAAACAAAGUGUAUAUUACUUACAGUGGUAUAAUCUUUGAAG
Molecule: messenger RNA, 448 nt
Organism: Zea mays
Lineage: Eukaryota; Viridiplantae; Streptophyta; Magnoliopsida; Poales; Poaceae
Exons: 1
Coding region: 50-316 (88 amino acids)
Source: RefSeq, marked validated